Molecule: messenger RNA, 336 nt
Organism: Nezara viridula (southern green stink bug)
Lineage: Eukaryota; Metazoa; Arthropoda; Insecta; Hemiptera; Pentatomidae
Source: the annotation of a GenBank genome assembly
AUGAAGGGAUUACCGGCAGGAGUGGGCUCAUUGACGGAGCUUGGAAGGGUUAAAGUGCAGGAAGGGCUGGUUAGGUCUCGCGUGAGGAUAGCUAGGACGUCGUGGGAGAUAAGUCCCAAGCCCUUGAUAGUUGAUAUAAAACUUAGCAACCUAAUUAACGCAGGAUUCCGCUCCAGCUCACAAGGCCAGAUCAACUCAGCAGUGGCUGUAAAAGAACAUUCCAGAGUUCGUCUCUUCCUCGGAUUGGCCAUCAGAAGCCCUGAUCUCAACCCACUAGAUUAUCUAUCGGCUUUGGACCGAACUGGAGAGGAUGACAUGCCACAGAGGAGACCCUAA